CGAUGCUUUGUCUAUAACCUGGUAUUGUAAAAGCAAAACUGUCUUAUUUCAAGGUCCUCGUGGCAGCGAAGUGGCUGACUCUUUGAAGAAAAAUAUCGAUGCAUUGCGAAUUGCAAUAGUGAAAGAUGCCGAGCUAAUCAUUGCUACCCCUGCUGUUUCCGAAAGACGGAAUGAAUCUAUCGAUAAUCAGUGUAGUCUCAGUAUUAACAAUUCUAACUCGAACAUGUUUGACAGAUCUAGUAAUACAACAACAACUAUCAACCGAAGCGACUCGGAUGCUAGCGAAGGAAAAGCAAAUGAGAAAGAAAUGUGUUCACACAAGCAGAACGAAGGCGAUUAUAUAAUGAAUUGCAAAGACUGUAGUAAAUUAUCUGUAGAA
Messenger RNA from Paramuricea clavata, 379 nucleotides. The record is from the annotation of a GenBank genome assembly. NCBI's taxonomy places the organism in Eukaryota, Metazoa, Cnidaria, Anthozoa, Malacalcyonacea, Plexauridae.